ACACGGACGCAUGUGGUUCGGCUACACUGAUAAAACAUUUCAACGUGUCAAGAGACUUGUAGCUGCUGUCGAGCUGUCCACCACAAACAUUCUGCUUCCGACAGACACAGUCACUCUUCUUUCUUCUCUCAAGCUGGCGAAGGCACUUGAAGCUCACCGUUUAUAAUGUCUCAGGCCACCAAACGCAAACACGUUGUCAAGGAGGUUCUUGGAGACUUUGUCACGCCCACAGAAAACCAGCAGAUUGUGAAGGUUAUUGGUAGCCGUGGUAACAACCUCCAUGAAACUGUCACGGCUCAGGGGGAGACCUUCCUGGUGAGCAUGCCCACCAAAUUCCGCAAGAACAUCUGGAUCAAGAGAGGUGACUAUGUGAUUGUGGAUCCUAUCGAGGAAGGAGAGAAGGUGAAGGCAGAGAUCAGCUUCAUUCUCUACAAAGAUCACAUUCAGUACCUGCAGAAACAGCAGCUCUGGCCAGAGGGGUUUAUGGAGGAGCCGUCAGCGCAGGACAAGACAGACAAACAGCAGGAGACAGAAGAAAAGGACGAGGAAGAGGAAGUUAGCGACUCUGAAGACGAUGAGAGCGACCUCUUUGUGAACACCAACCGCCGUAACUACCAGUACAGUGAGAGCGAGGAGGAGGACGACAGUGAGGAAGAAAAUGAGGACAAAUAGGGAAGGACAGAAAAUGGUUCAUAGCGAGAGCACGGAGGAAACGGACAACUGAGAGUGAGAGUUGUGAAAUCAUGUGACAGUGUGCUCUGCUGUACUGCUGUUAUCACUGACUGAUAUGAGGUGGUCCUCAUGCUACAGCUCCUUCUGCAGUUGUCCUUUCACAAGCUGUUGGAGACACCAUAAAUGGCUGGCCUCACUGAGUGGACUUGAACUUACAAAGUAAGGACAAAAUACGUCUGGCUUUGGGGCUUUUUUUUUUUUUUUUUUUUAAAGCUGUAAUUAGUCAGUAAGUUGAAAUUGAUCAGAAAUUGAAUAAGAAUCCUGUGAUUUUCUAUGUUAGAAAUUUGGUAGGAUAAGUUUCUACUGUCAUCUUACUGAGAACAUGUCUCACACUCAAGCAUGUUUAUAUACCAACCUCCAGCAAAGUCAUUACUGUAUUGCCAGCACAUAAUAUACCCGGGCAAUACAGUACAUUCGCAGGGUAAUGCUAAUGUAAACUGUUCUAUCUAUCUGUUCAUCUUCCUCUGUAGGACAAAAUAAAUCUGUUAGAAACUCACAAAAAUUGCACCACUCAAAAAAUUCAUUGUUGUCACUGUUAAAAAAAAGAACAAAAAAAACAUGAUUGUCAUGUUUGGUUUAUUUGCUGGGUUGUAAGACCUGUAAGACCAGUCCUGCGGAGGACAUUGUUUUAACUGAUUAGACCGUCACCACCCCCUCACAGAGCCGCUCUCUAGUGCUGAUUGUUUGAUUUGAAUUCAAAUGAGUGCUGCCACUAACCACAGUUCUUUAUUUUGUCCCAAGCGUGUGCAGAUGUGUCAGAUUGCUCUAGUUUCAUCUGACCUUGUCUCAGGCUGUAUCAUUGUGACUGGUUUGUGCCUCAUCUUUUACCACCAUCCCUGCCUCUGAUUUUGGUUUGUAUAAUGACAAGAGUACUGGAAAUAGAUUCAUUCUUGAGUUUGACUUAAUAUCAUCCACUCCACGUCUUCCACUUAGAGAUUCAACAUUUUGUUUUGAAUGUCUUUUAUUCAAAGAGCUGUCUCCUCUGGAAUAAUUGUGCAGAGGUUUUACAAGCAUGAAGCAUAAACACAAUACUAUAUUGCAUUCCUAAAGAUAAGUUCAUAAUAUUUGAGGUGAAGCCGAUCAGGAGUUUCAUCCUGUUGUUAUUGGAACCGGUUCUACUGGAAUUGGAAUACCUGACAGUUUGUCCUCGUGGUUUGAUUGGUAAACACAGAAAUUAGUGGGAUGACAUGCUACAAAUACAACAUCCUGAGUGCCUACCUUACUGUCUUUACUGUCUUACUGCAGUAGUCUCUUUGUAUGUCUAGGAAGUCCAUGAUAAUGCUGUGAAGCAACAUUUGAAAUGUGAAAUAUUUUUGCAGAAAAACGUUUUAAUUAAGUAUUCAUGCCUAUUAAAGGUUUUCUUCAAAUAAUAUAAAGGUUUACGACGGUCGUAAACAAACACAGCUGCCACCAAAUUCUUCAAAUGAAUCAUUCUUAGCCAACAAUCAGAUGAGCCAAGGGUGUAAGUUUGGGUUCAGAGGACAAUGGGGGGGGGUCUUCAUGAAAUUGUUGCACAAUUAAUGCAUUAUCUCUACUUAGAAUUACCUUUCGUUUCAUUGAUAGACAAUUAUCUAUUUGCAUCCUCACUAAAAAGAGCAUUGUCUUGUGAAUGUAUGCAAAGAAUUUCUUGGCAUUAAAAGCACUUCCUGCUGGGGAGGGUGAACAUGAAGAA
Messenger RNA from Seriola dumerili (greater amberjack), 2404 nucleotides. It is a transcript of the gene eif1ad, whose product is annotated as eukaryotic translation initiation factor 1A domain containing. Gene Ontology annotation, cellular component: nucleus. Bases 166 to 672 code for a protein of 168 amino acids. The transcript is spliced from 5 exons. Gene Ontology annotation, molecular function: translation initiation factor activity; RNA binding. Gene Ontology annotation, biological process: translational initiation. The record is from RefSeq and is a predicted model, not a curated record. NCBI's taxonomy places the organism in Eukaryota, Metazoa, Chordata, Actinopteri, Carangiformes, Carangidae.